Dentiscutata heterogama is the source of this 398-nucleotide messenger RNA. The record is from the annotation of a GenBank genome assembly. Lineage: Eukaryota; Fungi; Glomeromycota; Glomeromycetes; Diversisporales; Gigasporaceae.
AUCUUAAAGCGGAUGAUUCUUUUUAUGCAUCACUAUAUAAUACUCAAUAUAAAUAUCAUAAAGUUAAUAACGUUAAAGAUAACAUGUUUCAAGAAACUAGCAAUAAUGCUCAAGAUUUACCAAAACUCGAUGUAGACAAAGUUGCUUCAUUUGUUGAAACAAUCAAGUAUGAUUAUGAAAAUACCUUAACAACAUUUUUAUAUAAUGUUAAUCGCAAUACUAAUCCACUUGUCUGUAUGAGAAGUGGAACCAAAAUUCGUAUGCAAGUUAAAUCAGUAAAGCACAGAAAACUUGUUGAUAAUAAAAAGAACAGCGAUCCUCAUAUAAUUUCAGCACGUAAGGUUUGGGCAGUUGGUAAAAAAGGGCAUAGACUUAGCGAAAAUACUAAGUUGAAUUAA